GACACAAAUUUAAGCACACGCGUGGCUGAGUGUCCACAGAAUGACAUUCAGGGGACGCAGGCGCACCGCAGUAGUUGCUCGGUGCUGCAGCAGGAGGUCGUGAGGGUCUUCUGGAAAAAAGGGGGUCACAUUGAUCCUGUUGAGGGACUUUCCAGACUGAAGUGUUGUCGGUUUGAGUGAACGAGCCGCGAGCUGAGAGCUGAUUAAGAGCUAAAACACGAGCGUCACUUGACAGCGUUUAUGCCUGAAAGGUUAAACAAGAGGAGUCAGAAAAUAACACGAAUGGGAAAACAUUCUGUUUAGCACUUGAAAGGAAAACUAAAGGAUGUGGCCUGGCGUGGAGACGGAGAGCGGAGUGUGAAUGCAUAGAUUUUUUCUUCCUGGAGUCAAUAACUUAGUGACUCCAUUUACAUAACUGAAUAUUCAUCCUUAAUUCGCCUUUUUUAAUCAUCUCAGGGUUUUCUGAUCCAGUCCUGCGCUGAUGGUAGAAAUUAAAAAUAAAACCAAAAGUCUUUAUAAAAUUAUCAUAAUAAUAAAAUCACAAAAGAGUAAAAUAAAAACCUGAAAUAUCUGAGUAUUUUCCGGUUUUAUUCCAUUCUAUCUCCAGAUUGCAGAUCUUUUUAUUUCACACUGACAACAGCAGCAACAGCAUCACUUGUUACAUAAAAAAAAGACUAAACGACAUUAGCUGCAGCUUGUGAACACCCACUGAUCACAUACAAUAAACAGCCGAGCGCUGCAGGACGAGCAGGAUGUGCGCACAUAAUUCAUAAGUUGUGCAUGCAUCCAGCUGAAGAAGCCUUAACCUGUGGGGUUAUGAGAAAGGGAGCAUCUCCACCCCCCCGGAGAGAAAGGAAGGGUUAAUUGGAGUAGGAAUUUCAUCGCACAUCUGUCAGAUUUUUAAGGCCGUGACGCACUGAAAGCAGAGAGUCAAUGUGAGCAAGGGGGGAGGAGGAGGAGGAGGAGGAGGAGAAGGAGAAAGAGUUGGUGGUGAGAUCGAUGAAGUGGCAGGCAGAGGGAGGAGGAAAAUCUCACGAGAUAAUGAAAGAAAAAGAGGAGAGCUGCUAGUGUAGAGAAAAAACGAGGCUGGACCCGGAGACUUUCCGGAGUGGCAAAACAAAGACUGAGAAACGGGAAGGAAGAGAGCGAGAGAGAGACUGGGCUUUAACCGCAGAUGGGGUUUGCACUCUGGUUUUGGUGAAUGUAGCACCCCGGGGCGCAGCGGACCAAUUGUGUGAAUCUGCAGGGCUGCUCGGCGACAGUCGGAGACAUGCACAGGACGGACAACAGCCGCGGACGCGCUCUGAGACGUGGAUGAGAAAGGCACAAAAGCGUCUGUCUUCUGCCGAGGAACACGGCUGAGUACCAAAGAGACAAGAGAGCCGAGUGCUGAUGCUCAAGUGAGAAUAAAAUCACAGUUAAAGCUCCUGGUGCUGUUGCUGCCUCGUUUUCCGGGAGUUUGAGGGAGUUUGAAGACAGUACUUAACGUUAUCAGAUAAUUAAUUAGACACCCCAUAAGCCCCGAAAUCAAUUAAUUCACCAAUCAAUAAAUCCAUAGUCUGGUGUAACAAGAGACCGUCCAGACUGCUAGUCCGGCUGUGGAGCAACAAUAACAAGAGAAGAGCAACAACACACAGGGACAAGAAAUACAGAUUUGUUUGCUGAAAUUGAAGAUGGAUGGGGGUCUAGAGGAGAUGUCCCUCCACAGCCACUCUGAUCUGGCUCACAACCAGGACGGCAGGGCCAUGCUGCACUCGCGGGACCUUUCAGCUGCUUUCCCCAGGCCUUCCCUUGGGGGUCCCUCCAUGUCUCUGGAGCCCGAGCCCCGUCCGCCAGGCUUCGACCACUCCAUGUCGGCACUGGGCUACAGCGGCGACUCCCCGUCCAGCUCCGGCAGCACCUACACCACCCUGACCCCCCUGCAGCCCUUCGACGACAAGUUCCACCACCACCAUCACCAUCACCACCCCUGCCUCCCCGUCAGCAACGUCAUCGGCAGCUUCACCCUCAUGCGUGAGGACCGAGCACACCUCAGCACCAAUUUCUACAACCCCUAUGGCAAGGACCUGGCCAUGUCCCAGAGCCUGUCGCCCCCCUGCACGGGUUCAGGCCUGGGUUCCUCCAUGCAUGGCUAUGGCAGCUUGGGCAGUAGCCCAAAUGGCAAUGGCGGCCAGAUGCUUCACGGUGGCUAUGACGUCCAUGGGGGGAGCCUCUUCUGCCGGACAUCGGAUUUUGGCCGUGAGAUGUCGCCGCCAGGCCUAGGAGGAGCCGAUGUGUCAGUGGGGCAUCAGCUGAACAAAAUGGAGGCUCACCAGCAUGGCCCCAGCCACCACCCUCACAUCUACAGCCAGCACUACCAGCCCCACCAUCACCCAAACCAGCAGGCCUCCAAGAUGCCCGACCACCUGCACUCCUCGGCGUCCGCUUCGUCCUCGCCCGGCGAGGGCAAGCUGCCGGGCGGUGGAGGUGGUGCCGGGGAGGAAAUCAACACAAGGGACGUGGCCCAGAGGAUCAUCACCGAGCUGAAGAGGUACAGCAUCCCCCAGGCCAUCUUCGCAGAGAGGGUUCUGUGUAGGUCACAGGGCACACUGUCUGACCUCCUGAGGAACCCCAAGCCCUGGGGCAAGCUCAAGUCUGGCCGCGAGACCUUUAAGAGGAUGUCCCGCUGGCUCCAGGAGCCCGAGUUUCAAAGAAUGGCCUCGCUCCGGCUGGAGGCCUGUAAGCGGAAGGAGCAGGAGCAGAACAAGCUGGAGCGCAACCAGGGCCCGAAGCGCACCAGACUUGUGUUCACGGACCUGCAGCGGCGUACGCUCCUGGCCAUCUUCAGGGAGAACCACCGCCCGACCAAAGAGCUGCAGGUCACCAUCUCCCAGCAGCUGGGCCUUGAGCUCUCCACUGUCAGCAACUUCUUCAUGAACGCACGCCGACGCAAUCUCAACAAGUGGGCAGACGAGGGCCGUCCCUCCUCCACGGGUUCCUCGGGCUCCAGCGUUUCCUCCUCCGCAGUGUCCUGCAGCACAGCAUGAUGAUGGACCGCUGAGGAGGUGCGGUGGGGAGGGCACUGAGGGAGCAAGGGGGCACAUAGAGUGGUCUAGGCAGAGAUCACGGUAAUAAAUGUCCUCCUCGUUAUCAGAAGGAGUGACGGAGCCAGCUAUUACAGAUGAUUUUAUGAAGAUGAAGCAUUUUCCCAAACCAAAGUUGAUCGCUCCCUUGAAAUAGAAGGGGGCGAUACCCAGAGUGAUAUGAUCGCAGGACGUGAGGUCCUGCUUGUAUAGUCAAGGGUGCAGAGAUGAUUUGACUUAAAGAAGAGUCACACCCUCACAUAGACACCAUCUCAUUGUAUUAUUUUGAUUAACUAGAUUAGAGAUAAUGAGGGUAUUGCAAAUCAGGAGAAAGCAUAUUUUGGUGUACCUUCAAAUCUAUAGUCAUCUCUCCAAACGUGAAGAAUCAAGAGGUGCCGUUUGCUCACAUCUGGAGAGCUCCAUCGUGUAACUUCUUAAUCAAAAGUGUUCGCCAUCAUCAUCCAAAGACGUUAAUCCUCCCCCGAGGUUCUGAUGAUCCUGUUUUUCCUCAAGAAUCAAGGUGAAAGAGGAAGAAAAGGCUUUUUUUUUUAAAAAAAUCCCCUCUCUUAGCAUGUGUUUCCAUGGUGAUAGUUCCCAGGACUGUAUGGCGUUGAGCCUGGAAUUAUCAAGAGGGCUCUGUAGCGUCCGUGACUCCCAGCUGUCAAUCAUAAACCCUCAACAGGAGCCUUUCCUGUAUUUUGUGAAGAUGGUGCUGCCUUGAAUGAAUCAGAGCUUUCAAGGGGGAACCGCAGCGCAUCUCGCCAGUACGCCAGGACAGAAUCAAUAAACACAAGCAGGACGCAGAAACAGACUCGCUGGUGCAAAUGUCUAGCUUUAAGACUCUCACUGAGCUUCCAAAUGAAAGCUCCACAGCCAUUUUUUUGACUCGAAAUCAUGCCAAAAAAAAAAAGGAAAAAAAAAGAAAAACAUGAAAAACACCGUUUGAACACAAAGGCUCCAUGGGGAAGGGAUACAACUGACACAAUGUAUAGUGACAUUGUAGUAUUUUUUCCCACUCAUUUCCAAACACGUGUACUCACCUCUGCUCCAUUAGGAAAUCUUUUCUUGUUUUUUUUGUUUUGU
Molecule: messenger RNA, 4145 nt
Organism: Scatophagus argus
Lineage: Eukaryota; Metazoa; Chordata; Actinopteri; Scatophagidae
Gene: onecutl
Product: one cut domain, family member, like
Exons: 3
Coding region: 1674-3026 (450 amino acids)
Biological process (GO): regulation of transcription by RNA polymerase II
Cellular component (GO): nucleus
Molecular function (GO): DNA-binding transcription factor activity, RNA polymerase II-specific; RNA polymerase II cis-regulatory region sequence-specific DNA binding
Source: RefSeq, a predicted model, not a curated record